AUGACAAGUACGAAAGCUCCAUCAUCAUCUUCGAUGAUUGAAACUGAAAGUCCAAUUGGGACAUUGUCUUCAAUCUCUUCCCUUCUCCAUCAGCUCCUAACAGAAUACAAUCUGGAUGCUCAUGAUCUCACAAGCCUAGAAGCUUCAUGUUCCUUCUUCAGCCGGAUUGCUCAAGACGAAGAAACCCUCUCAUGGACAGAGGCUGCAGCUUUGGAUCUCUGCAAGAAGAAACUUCUCAGCUUUGAGUCUAUGACAGCCUCACAGAUUGAAUAUCUGAAGAACAGGUGUGGAGGCUUAUGGAAACGCGUCUUGAGAUUCCUGCUCGCCCGUGAGUUCUGCUCCAGGUGGGGGAAAUCUAAAGUGCUAACCGGACCAGGUCAUAGCAUUGCGAUCAGCUCGAACGGAGUUGUUUCUUCAUUCGGGAGCAAUGAAGCGGGGCAGCUUGGAUACGCAACCCAAGGCAUCAACUCUUUGCCUCAACAAAUUAGGUCGGUCUACUCUGUUGGAUGUGGACAAGGCGGACAGCUGGGACAUGGAGAAAUAGAAAAUAAGAAAAAAUCAAAAAUGAUUACAAAAUUGAUAGAUUUGAAUUUUGAACCAGUUAUGAUUUCCGCCGGACAUAUUCAUUGUGUCGUGUUAGGGAAAGACGGAAGGGUUUGCACAUGGGGUUGUGGGUUUCAUGGAUGCUUGGGAUAUGGAGACGAAAAAUAUCAAACAGUCCCUAAAGUGGUGGAGUCAUUGGCUCACCUCCAAGUGGUCUAUGUGUCGGCCGGAGCAUUUACCACAUUUGUCGUGACAAAAGACGGUGAUGUAUAUUCUCUAGGAUAUGAAUAUCCAUCGAGCGUCGGACUCCGCGAGGAUGAAGUUGCCGUUUUUAAUGAUGAUGUGAAUCCCAGCCUUCUAAGGCUGCUAAUUAAGGUUCCAUAUCUUAAAGAGAUCUUACAAGAGCGGGUAGUACAGAUUAGUAGCACGAAAUCGUUGAUGGAGGUACCCCAUACUCUGGUUCUCACUGAAUCGGGCAAGGUUUACGGUUUUGGAGCUGGAAACACAUGCCAAUUGGGAGUGGAGAUGGUCGUCGUGCCCAACAAUGUGGCUCAAAGGGCGGAACCCUUACCCAAGCGAGUUGAGAUUAAUUUCGGAUAG
Molecule: messenger RNA, 1143 nt
Organism: Impatiens glandulifera
Lineage: Eukaryota; Viridiplantae; Streptophyta; Magnoliopsida; Ericales; Balsaminaceae
Product: probable E3 ubiquitin-protein ligase HERC3
Exons: 3
Coding region: 1-1143 (380 amino acids)
Source: RefSeq, a predicted model, not a curated record